Messenger RNA from Sebastes umbrosus (honeycomb rockfish), 1679 nucleotides. RefSeq names its product tubulin polymerization-promoting protein family member 3 (gene tppp3). The record is from RefSeq and is a predicted model, not a curated record. Gene Ontology annotation, molecular function: tubulin binding. The transcript is spliced from 4 exons. Bases 307 to 843 code for a protein of 178 amino acids. Lineage: Eukaryota; Metazoa; Chordata; Actinopteri; Perciformes; Sebastidae. Gene Ontology annotation, biological process: positive regulation of protein polymerization; microtubule polymerization; microtubule bundle formation. Gene Ontology annotation, cellular component: microtubule.
CUCCUCUCUUCUCUUCUCCUCUCCUCUCAUCUCCUCUCCUCUCCUCCUCUCCUCUCUUCUCCUCUCCUCUCCUCUCCUCUCCUCUCCUCCUCCUCCUCCCUCGUUUUUAUUGCCCUCCCCUGAUGUGGGACAGGGCGUCGUCAUGGCGACGGGGUAAACAGACGAUAACAAGCCCUCAGCGCUGCAGAGCUGCAGAGCUCACUGCAACCCAGCGACCACAGCUGAGGGCCAGAAGAGAGAGAGAGAGACGGAGGUGAAGAAGACGAGACAGGACAGACAGAGGACAGACAGAUAUUUUUUGCCGUUAUGGCGGAGAGCGCGGACAUGGAGCAGCUGCUGACGUCUUUUAAGAAGUUCGCCGUCCACGGAGACACGAAGGCCACGGGGAAGGAGCUGAACGGGAAGAACUGGGCCAAACUGUGCAAAGACUGCAAGAUCAUCGACGGCAAGGGCGUCACCGGCACCGACGUGGACAUCGUCUUCUCCAAAGUCAAACAGAAGACGUCUCGGGUCAUCACCUACGAGGAGUUUCAGAGAGCUCUGGAGGACUUGGCCCCGAAGAGGUUCAAAGGUCAAAGUAAAGAGGAGGCGCUGGAGUCCAUCUUCAAGCUGGUUGAAGGCCGAGAGCCCACCAACGCUGGAGUGACGAAAGUGGCAAAGGCGGCGGCGCUGGACCGCCUGACCGACGCGUCCCGUUACACCGGGUCGCACAAGGGGCGCUUCGACGAGUGCGGCAAGGGCAAAGGUCGGGAGGGCCGCGAGGAGAUCGUGGAGCAGACGGGCUACGUGGGAGCGUACAAGAACGCCGGGACGUACGACCACAAGACGAAGGCCGAGAAGUAGCGAGGAAGUAGUAGCACCGCUUCUCUACAGCACUUAGUCUGGACCAAACCUUGAACUUUGACCCCUCCGUGUGUGUGUGUGUGUGUGUGUGUGUUCAGUCAGAUCAGAACUACAGACUCUAUAAACACGUUGGAUGUUUGUCAGUGAUGAAACCGUCUCAGCAGCGCCGUUUGCUGCGUUUUAUCCUCUCGUCGUACCGACCCUUUGUGACCCCUCGGCGUCCCUUUUUCGGUCGCAGUAAACACGUGAUUAAAUGGGGGUGUGGUUAAACCAGUUUAGAUGAAUUAACGAUUUAUCAGAAUUAUCUCACCACACCGACUCUCUCUUCUUCACCGCCUCCUCCUGGCCAGGCGGCCGUCUGGCUGCUGCUGCACCGAGGAGCCUCACCGCCGCACGCCGCCCACAGACAGCUCACCGGAGGAUGGGUAGACGUGUUGCCGAGGUUACGCCGUUUUGAAAUGCAGUUUCGGGACGUUUUUAGAGGUUCACCGUCCACCAGCACCGGCUGCUCUCUCCUCAGCUCCAGCACCAACACCGCACCGGGCUGCGUUAUUUCUCUAACGGGACUUUUCUCUGGUUUUUCUGUUGAGCUGAAAGUUGUGCUUCCUGUCUUUCCCGUAACCUCCGGUACCGGCUGCUUUCUGUUAAUUUAUCUCCAGCAGGAGGAGACGAUACAGAAGAAAGUCAGUGUGUUGGGUUCAUUCUGUCGGUGGGAUUUCGUGUAAUUUGCUGCGUUUUUAUUUUUUAUUUUGGCAGGUUGCGUCUUCUGUAGAGCCGCCGCUCCCACCAUCACGCGCUGUGCCAGAGGGGACACCACAAUUAUGAUCAUCAUCAUC